AUGUCUGCUGAAAUUGCUGCUACAGCCUCAACUGAAUGGGACCGUCUUUGGCAAGUAGUCCGUAAUGCGCCUGACGACUUCACCUCAUGGGAACAACUCAUACGACUAGCAGAGGCACCCGAAGGUGGUCUUACAAAAGAUUCACCUCCAGAAAAUAUAGCACGCUUAGAAAGUGUUUAUGACAGUUUCCUAGCCAAAUUUCCUUUGUGCUUUGGUUACUGGAAGAAAUAUGCUGAUUGGGAGCUUGCCGUUCACGGUGAUGAGGGUUGUGAAAAAACGUACGAAAGAGGUGUUGCAGCUAUUCACAAUUCUAUCGAUCUGUGGAAUCAUUACAUUGACUACAAGAUUGCACAGUCAGCAUCUAAUGAAGAAAUUGAAAGGUUGAUGGAGCGUGCAGCUUCUAAUGUUGGUUUGGACUUCCUUGCUCAUCCUUUUUGGGACAAAUAUUUAAAUUUUGCCGAAAAGCAGUUUGCCGACUCUAAGCGUGUACUUGCUUUACUCGACCGAAUUGUUCUUAUUCCUAUGCACCAAUAUGCUCGUUACUACGAAAAGUGGCGCGCUCUUCGCACACAAGGCAACAACAACCCAUCUGAAGUCCUUGAUGUCACAACAUUAAAUAAUUUUACACGCGAAAUACAAGAGGAAAAAGGCAACUUAUCUCAAGAGGAUCUUGAUAAAGCUCUCAGAGAAAAGAUGGACGCACAAACAGCUGCUAUUUAUAAAAAUACCCAAGAAGGUACCAACAAGCGCUGGGUCUAUGAAGCCGAGAUCAAAAGAUCUUAUUUCCAUGUGAAGCCCUUAGACAGACCGCAAUUGCAAAAUUGGAAUAAAUACCUUGAUUUCGAGGAAUCGGUAGGUGAUAUAGCUCGCAUCCGUGCAUUGUAUGAACGGUGCCUUGUCCCUUGUGCACAAUAUGAGGAAUUUUGGUUCAGAUAUGGUCAAUGGCUGAUGCAGAAUAAUAUGACUGUCGAAGCAAGACAUGCCUACGAAAGAGCUGCCUAUACUUUCCUUCCGAAAGAAAAACCUACAGUUAAAAUUUUGCUUGCUCAGAUUCUUGAAGAAGAGGGUCAGAUAGAUGAUGCUCGAAAAAUCUAUAGAACUAUUUUAGAAGCCUCACCCUCAAAUGUUGAAGCGAUUUUGAAUUAUAUUCAUUUCGAAAGACGCCAAGAUCCUUCUUCUUAUGAAGGUUAUCUCAACAGCUAUACACAGUAUAAUCAAAUCAAUGAUGCUGCUAAAGCAUUUUUCACGGUUGAACACGCUAAAUACAUGCAACAAGUGAGUAGAAAGUAUGAAUAG
This is a messenger RNA of Mycotypha africana, 1296 nucleotides long. RefSeq lists its product as uncharacterized. The record is from RefSeq and is a predicted model, not a curated record. Gene Ontology annotation, molecular function: protein binding. The coding region runs from base 1 to 1296 and encodes 431 amino acids. Gene Ontology annotation, biological process: RNA processing; mRNA 5'-splice site recognition. Lineage: Eukaryota; Fungi; Mucoromycota; Mucoromycetes; Mucorales; Mycotyphaceae. Gene Ontology annotation, cellular component: U2-type prespliceosome; U1 snRNP; commitment complex. The transcript is spliced from 5 exons.